Aspergillus heteromorphus CBS 117.55 is the source of this 1000-nucleotide messenger RNA. It is a transcript of the gene racA, whose product is annotated as putative Rho GTPase Rac. NCBI's taxonomy places the organism in Eukaryota, Fungi, Ascomycota, Eurotiomycetes, Eurotiales, Aspergillaceae. Gene Ontology annotation, biological process: establishment or maintenance of cell polarity; regulation of actin cytoskeleton organization; cortical cytoskeleton organization. The transcript has 6 exons. Gene Ontology annotation, cellular component: cell projection; cytoskeleton; cytoplasmic vesicle. Gene Ontology annotation, molecular function: GTP binding; protein kinase binding; GTPase activity. Bases 1 to 600 code for a protein of 199 amino acids. The record is from RefSeq and is a predicted model, not a curated record.
AUGGCGACCGGUCCAGCUACUCAAUCCCUCAAGUGUGUGGUGACGGGUGACGGUGCCGUGGGUAAAACAUGUCUCCUGAUCUCCUACACGACCAACGCUUUCCCUGGGGAAUACAUCCCUACCGUAUUUGACAACUACACCGCCAGUGUGAUGGUAGAUGGCCGCCCGAUUAGCUUAGGACUCUGGGAUACUGCUGGACAGGAAGAUUAUGAUCGUCUUCGCCCGUUGUCCUACCCGCAAACCGACGUGUUUUUGAUCUGCUUCUCCAUCGUCAGCCCGCCGUCCUUCGACAACGUCAAAGCUAAGUGGUUCCCGGAGAUUGAACACCAUGCCCCCAACGUCCCCAUUAUCCUGGUCGGCACCAAGCUCGACCUGCGCGACGACCGUGGCACCAUAGACACGCUCCGACAGAGAAAGAUGGAACCCGUCUCCUACGAGCAAGCCUUGACCGUGGCCAAGGAAAUCCGGGCACACAAGUACCUCGAGUGCUCGGCGCUGACGCAGCGCAACCUGAAGAGCGUGUUCGACGAAGCAAUUCGUGCUGUGCUCAACCCCCGGCCCACGGCCAAACCGAAGAACAAGAAAUGUGUGAUUCUGUAGAUCCCUCCCUCGGUGCAUGUCCGACUCAUAAUAUAAACAACUAAUACGGCGUCUGGGUUUGCGGGGCCUGCAACGCCCCAUCUUGAUGAUUUUGCCUUGUGUCCCCGUUCCGUGUUUUGGGGCCAUGAUCCGGAUGGUCUUGUCUAUUUUCUUCGGGUUCAGGAUAACCUUACCCUCUCAUUUCCUUCCCUCCCUUCUAAUGCAGUAUAAAGAUGUAACAUGCCAUACAAUACCACUCAAUGAACGUGUCACUUACGGGCGGUGGCCGGGGGACGGACUCGGAAUGUGAGCAUGAGCAGGUCCAUUGUAUGGUGUAGAGAUAUGUACUACCACGAAAGUAACGCACGCUUUGCUCGCUGCCAGCCUGCUACCGGCGACAUGCAGUGUCAUCGUCCCAGAU